AUGGCCGAUACGGAGGCUGAAGAACCUCAAUUCACGUCGCUGGCGGCGCGCAUCGCGGCGUUGAAGCAGCAGGGCGUGGGAACGAGUGCUGGCGGCGCCCGUCAGACCACCGGCAAAAGACCCCCUCCUCCACUUCCUCCAUCUGCGAACCGACCUCCAUUACCCACAAGAACACAAACUGCGAAUAACCCCCCAAUUGCUAGCUAUGGGUCGUCGAGUACGAAGCAAGCGAACAAUCUGCCAACUGGCGUGAGGGGCACCCCUCUUCUACCUCCUCCGGGCGUCGAUCGAGACCGCCCCCAAAACCGCCCUUCAAGUCCGGGAAAUGCAGCAAAUACACCCCCUUUGCCCUCCCGCCCCAGUGGUCCUCCACGUCUUCCAAAUCGAAAGGCUACUGAGCCUUCUCCCUCUCUACCACCCCGACAUGGCUCUACACAGAUGGUUCGGAGAGAUUCCAAUGCUUCAACGAUGUCCUUGAGCUCUACAAUAUCAGCAUUAUCCCUGGGUCAGGCACCAUCUAGCACUUCAUCCGUGGAGUCCCAGAGGAAGAUGCCACCACCGUUGGACAUGGCAAAACUUCCCCCGUUACCACCGUCUCGGCGUGAGCUUGAGCAGCGCAAAGCAGAGGAGGAAGCAAGAGCACCGAAAAUACCGCUGAUAUCCGUGAAGUCGGCGCCUAAUGUACCUCUCAGACCCCCACCGCCUGUUGACCGUGAUCAACCCCCGAAGAUGCCCCCCAGACCAGGCGGAUCACCGAGAAUGCCCCCAAGACCAACAAGUAGAAAUAAUACGGAGGAGGAGAAAGCUCCUAAACAGCCUCCGCGAAGGCUUCCGCCACCAGCUAUAGCGAGAUCUGCACUUUCAAUGGGGUUUGGUAAUAAAGAGACGCCAAACCCUGCCCCGAGACCAACGCCAACUUUCACCAGACCUGCAGGCCCUGUAGUUCAGGAGCUCAAUGCUGCGAACUUUGACAGUGUCGUUAUGUCCGGAAAAGCCGCUUUUGUUGAUUUCUACGCGCCAUUUUGCAAAUAUUGUGUGGAUUUGGAGCCAAUAUGGAAGCAACUCGGCGAGGACUUUGCUUUCGCACAUGACCGAUUGGUCAUUGCGAAGAUAGAUGUGCAUGAGCACAAGACUUUCAUGAGCAGAUUCGACAUCCAAGAAUACCCCACGAUGCUUUACUUCGAUGGACAUAGCGAAACGCCGCAGAAGUGUCCUUUUAACCCCGAACUGGCGUAUCUGACGAAAUUUCUGGAGGGCAAGUCCGGGAUCCGUGCUGCUGAUGGGCCGAAGUCGAAUGGAGUUCCACCACCUAUUAAUUUAAGCUCUAAACCAUCCAGGUCCCAAAUCCAAGCUGUGCAAUCUCGGCCAGCAGCUCCCCCUCCGCCAUCUUCUGGAUGUCUUCUCUGCAGGGAUUUCUCUGGUCCUGACGGAGUCGCUGCUCAAUAUCCGCGCCAAUCUCUUCCCAAGACACAUGAUAUUACUGGGUAUCUGGCUGAUGUUCUCUGUGGCCCAUUUCAAUCAGCCACAGAUAAAGCACGGGCGAUUUUUACCUGGCUUCACCACAACAUCGCGUACGAUACUGUGGCGUUCUUUGCCCGUACAGUUAACUAUGGCGCUACACCUACCGAUACAAUUGGAUCAGGGCUUGCUGUCUGUGGUGGGUAUGCGGGAGUCUUCACGGCCGUCGCACUGAAAGCAGGACUCGAGGCUGUUAUGGUAACUGGCCAUGGGAAGGGCUAUGGCUUUAGCGCUCUUAAACCAGGGGACCCAAUUCCCCCCUGCAAACCUACGGGACACGCUUGGAAUGCGGUCCGUAUCGAUGGCGGGGAGUGGAAGCUGCUGGACUCGUGUUGGGGCGCUGGGCAUUUGUCGGAUAAAGCAUACAAGCAGAAGUUUACGCCAACCUACUUUACGGCGCCGAACGAUGAGUUCGGAUUAAAGCAUUUCCCGAGUGAUGAAGAAAACUUCUUCCGCAGCGAUGGGAGGGUUCUGACUUGGGAAGAGUACAUUGUUGGGCCGGUUGGUGCUGAGCAGGUAGAGCAAUAUGGCGCAGUGUCAGACCACGGUCUGGCACCAACCUCCUUCGCUCCACCUCAAAAGAAAAUCCCAGUUAACUCUGGCGAGACCGUACGCUUCCAAUUCAGCAAAGCCUGCGAGCACUGGGACCACGAAAAGAACGGGCAAGGAAAGCCAUAUUGCAUGGUUCUCCGGAUCAACGGCGUUGAUGGGCGGAAAGAGGACUACGUCGCAUUUGAGAAUAACGAUUUCUGGUGGUGGGCUGAUGUCCCGGCCAAGGAUCUGGGGGCUCCCGGGCAGAAGGUCAACUGCUAUGCGGUUACGACCGUCAAUGGGAAGGAUGCGAGGGGUAUGACGAGAAAGGAAUAUCUGGGCAAGAAAGGAAGGUGUGGUAUGGGAUUUGGGGGGGUUUGUGUUUGGGAUUUGGUUUAA
Venustampulla echinocandica is the source of this 2448-nucleotide messenger RNA. RefSeq names its product Cysteine proteinase. Bases 1 to 2448 code for a protein of 815 amino acids. NCBI's taxonomy places the organism in Eukaryota, Fungi, Ascomycota, Leotiomycetes, Helotiales, Pleuroascaceae. The transcript has a single exon. The record is from RefSeq and is a predicted model, not a curated record.